This is a messenger RNA of Brassica rapa (field mustard), 1480 nucleotides long. RefSeq names its product small glutamine-rich tetratricopeptide repeat-containing protein. Gene Ontology annotation, cellular component: TRC complex; membrane. Gene Ontology annotation, molecular function: molecular adaptor activity; protein binding. The record is from RefSeq and is a predicted model, not a curated record. Gene Ontology annotation, biological process: post-translational protein targeting to endoplasmic reticulum membrane. Lineage: Eukaryota; Viridiplantae; Streptophyta; Magnoliopsida; Brassicales; Brassicaceae.
AAUUUAUAACAAAACCGAGUUUUUUUUUUUUUUCCAAACUGAGUUUUCUAUUUGCCUUCCUCGACAACACCUAAAUCGGGGGUAAAAGGAGAAAAGGAAAUAAAUAUAAGAUUCUUCUCUCCAAUGGCGAAACUAACGACGGAGUCUCCUGUCUGCCGAAAAAUUGUGCAUUCUUUCUUGGAUUUUCUUGAUUCCGUUCAAGUUGCUCCUGGUGUUGACGAGGAAGGGCUUGAGGUUGCUAAAGAAUGCAUAAAGGAAGCAUUUAAGAUCACUUCCGAUUCUGCCAGGGACUAUAACUCUAAACCCGUUUCGCUUGUUAGUAUCUUCACUUCUCCUGUAGAUGAGUCUAGUUCUUCAUCAGCUCCUGACUUGUCCAACUCUGUGGAUGCAAGCAAAGAACCUCUCUCUAAGGGAACUUGUAGAGAUGAACUAUUUGGCCAACUCUUUGGUGCGCUUGAGAAAGUUCGGUAUUUCAAUACCACGCCUAACGGAGUUGAUGAUCUUGCUCAGCUGGAGAAAGCAACCAAGAUAUUUCAUGAUGCUAUCAGUGAAAUGGAAAGUUCUGGAUGCCAGACAUUUGAUGCGAAAAGCUUGGCAGAAACAUUCAAGUGCCAAGGUAACAAGGCCAUGCAGUCCCAGCAGUAUCUGGAGGCAAUCGAGCUGUAUUCUUUUGCAAUUGCACUCUCAGAUAAAAACGCUGUUUUCUACUGCAACAGGGCUGCUGCAUAUACCCAGAUAAACAUGUGCUCAGAAGCAAUCAAGGACUGUCUUAAAUCCAUUGAGAUAGAUGCAAACUAUAGUAAGGCUUACAGUCGCCUUGGGUUAGCAUAUUAUGCUCAAGGAAAGUAUGCUGAUGCUAUUGAGAAAGGCUUCAAGAAAGCUUUGGAGUUGGAUCCGCAUAAUGAAUCUGUCAAAGAAAACAUCAGGGUGGCUGAACAAAAACUAAGAGAAGAACAACGACAGAGACGUAAUCAGAAUACAAGCACGGGACGUAAUCAAGAUCCGGGAAUGGGAGGGCAAGGAAUACCUUCUCAGUUCUCAAUGCCUUUAAACCCUGAUAUGAUGAGCAUGUUCAUGAACAUGGCGGGGAACGGAGGAGAUGGUAACAGAAAUGGUACAAAUGAGCCUGAGAUUCGUGUAGGCGGAAACAUCAACAUAGAUCUUGGCGCUGCUGAUCAAAUGCCUGAAGAGUUUUCAGGUGCAUUGCGAUCAAUGAUGCAAAUGUUUGGAGGAUCACAGGAAGGCAACAAUAACAAUCCUCAAGGUACUAAUGGUGCACAUGGAAGACCAUCUGGAAAUUAAACCCUUAAAAGAGUCAUGUGUGUUUCUAAAGUUAUUAUAUGGUUUCUCAGUUUGUGCUCCAUAGACUUUUUUAGGUUUUGAAUUUUAACAGCAGACUGAUGUAAUGAAGUGAUGUUAUUACAAAAUGAUGUUCUAAGAUUUUGGUAUACAUACAUGAUGAACAUGAGCAAGUGAAAUU